ACCUCGUCUUAGCCGCGCGUGCUGUGAGCGCUUAAUGCAGUCCCACGCCGGCACUCACAAGGGCAAAAUUCAAACAAGGACUCGAUUGUAACCGCAAAAAUGGUCCGCGUCAGCGAAACGUUAAGUGAAGCCGAUGGCCCGCCGGCUCCUGAAGAGAAGUUGAGCAAGAAACGCGAGGCGAAUUGGCCUGCAGUUCUCUUCUUCAUACACAUACAUUUACUGCCUGUUUAUGGCAUGUGGUUGAUGUUCUUUGAAGUCAAAAUGCAAACCAUAUUAUUUUUUAUCGCCCUCGUAUCUUUCGGUAUUCUGGGAGUAACGACGGGGGCCCAUCGCCUAUGGGCUCACGGAGCAUACAAGGCCACUACUGGACUCCGUAUUUUUCUCAUGAUGUGCCAAACUUUGGCUGGACAGGGUCCAAUAUACGAUUGGGUUCGCUACCACAGAUUACAUCACUCGCUCUUCGGAACUGAUGAGGAUCCCUUUGAUCAUCGCCAUGGAUUCCUCUACGCUCACAUAUUGACGCGUUUGAGAAAACUCAGCGAUUACCAGAAUAAGCUGCUUAAAGAAGUUGACAUGUCCGAUCUAGAAAAAGAUUCUGUUGUCAUGUUCCAAAAGAAAACAUACUGGCUACUUUACGGCGUAUUCUUCCUACUGUUACCUCUGAAUGCGCCUUUGGAAUACUGGAAUGACACUGUGUUGAAUGCAGUAUUUGUAAUCGGGUUCUUGCGGUAUGCUGUCGUUCUACACGCUGCCUGGCUUGUGGAAAGCGGUAUAUGUGUCUGGGGACUUAAACGAGGGCAAAAGUAUCCGCACGAUUCAAACUCUGUAUUUAUACUGAAUAGGACGUUCUGGCCUCAUUACCACUACCUCGUCCCUUAUGACUACAAGUCGGGAGAAUUUGGUACUUACGACUGUGGAUGUUCAACCGCCUUCAUCCGAAUUUGGGCUGCUCUGGGUCUGGCCACUGACCUUCAAACUGUGGACACUCCAACUAUCCAGAAGGCCUUAGCUGAAGCUGCGAAGACCACCAAACCACUUACACAGUGUUUGAACGAUGCAGUGUCCAAACAAACACUUGCCGAAGAACACUACCUUAAGAGAGGGUAAGCUAGGUUGUUCCUAUGCUACUUAUUUUUGUAUUUACCCUAUGUUGUGACUUAAGUUUACUUUAAUAAUAAAAACUGAUACCAUAAGUUUUCCAGUAUUUUAUUAAGAUAUAACUAAGAUAAAAUUAAUGUAGUCAGGUACCGCGAAGUAAAUAUAAUUUUUAUACAAAGUUUUCCGGAAGAUUCAUUGAUUAUAUUUUAGGAACUUUUUUACACUUGAAAA
Hyposmocoma kahamanoa is the source of this 1329-nucleotide messenger RNA. It is a transcript of the gene BmorPDSN, whose product is annotated as acyl-CoA Delta(11) desaturase. NCBI's taxonomy places the organism in Eukaryota, Metazoa, Arthropoda, Insecta, Lepidoptera, Cosmopterigidae. The record is from RefSeq and is a predicted model, not a curated record. Gene Ontology annotation, biological process: unsaturated fatty acid biosynthetic process. The transcript is spliced from 7 exons. Gene Ontology annotation, molecular function: stearoyl-CoA 9-desaturase activity; iron ion binding. The coding region runs from base 100 to 1107 and encodes 335 amino acids. Gene Ontology annotation, cellular component: endoplasmic reticulum membrane.